ACAAAAAAUUUUCCGCGCCUCUCGUUUCACUCAAUUUCCUGCUUACAUUUUACCUGAAAUAAUUAACUAACCCCAAAUUGGGCCUUCUCCGUUUCACCGCCACCAUUUCACCAAUCUUCCCUCUCCGCUGCCACUGCGCCGUCGUGGCUCCACUACCUCCGCGCCGUCGUCGUUCUGCUGCUCCCUUGCCGUCGUCGCUCCGUCACAUUUGUGCCGCUGUCACUCUGUAAUCGACGGCAAGGCGGUGCCGCAAACUAUCAUAUCUGAGAUCGCGGAGGAAGUGUGCUCUCUCUCUCAAAAGUCGGCAAGGUUCUGAGGCUGGCGGUGGUGAUAGUAAGGAACAGGAAGGACUCCCAGAGUUAUGUGGGAAUGAAGAGAAAGACAUGUGCUGAAUUAGGGAUUAAGUCCUUCGACAUUGACCUUCCUGAACAAGUUUUCGAAUUUGAUUAAGCAAGUUCACCAGCUCAAUGUUAACCCUGAUGUUCACGAGAAAAGUUCAGGUUUGAGAAAGACGAAGUCUCAGAUUUUUACAAACAGCUCUGCUUGUAAAUUGAAAUUAGGCGAUCUCAAAGGAGCAUUGUUGGAUACCGAAUUUGCAGUGCGUGAUGGAGAGAAUAAUGCCAAAGCUUUGUUCUGCCAAGAUCAGGCAUACAUGGCACUCCAUGACAUUGAUGCUGCCGUUGAAAGCUUUAAGAAGGCAUUGGCCUUGGAGCCAAACGAUGGUUUCAUAUGCAAAAAAUAAACAGAUAAAAAUCAACAAUGAAGACAGCAAUUUUAAACAAGUAGCAAAUCAAGCUUGCUCAAGUCCUGUUUUAGAAGCAUUUGGCAACGCCAAGACUGUUAGGAACAAUAAUUCAAGUUGUUUUGGUAAGUUUGUGGAGAUUCAGUUUGAUCAAAAAGGGAGAAUUUCAGGAGCUGCUAUUAGAACUUAUUUGCUGAAACGGUCUCGUGUCUGUCAGGUUUCUGAUCCUGAGAGAAACUAUCAUUACUUUUAUAUGCUUUGUGCUGCACCAAAAGAGAUACAGAAGUCUUAAAAUAUGAAGCUUGUAAUGAUAUGAUGUGUAAAAAAUUUAAUGUUCAAAUUUUGCUAUAGCCUGUUGUAAUGACUAAAUUUAAUAUUACACCAUUGUCUUGUUGUUUUGCAAUGCCUGUGCAUUAUGCAUUUUUCCUUGACAUGAUCAAUGUAAAAAAGGAGGAGGAGUGCUAUCAGAUCAAUUGUUUAAUUGAUA
Molecule: messenger RNA, 1229 nt
Organism: Arachis ipaensis
Lineage: Eukaryota; Viridiplantae; Streptophyta; Magnoliopsida; Fabales; Fabaceae
Source: RefSeq, a predicted model, not a curated record